Eublepharis macularius is the source of this 2456-nucleotide messenger RNA. RefSeq names its product emopamil-binding protein-like. The record is from RefSeq and is a predicted model, not a curated record. Gene Ontology annotation, cellular component: membrane; endoplasmic reticulum. Gene Ontology annotation, biological process: sterol metabolic process. Gene Ontology annotation, molecular function: cholestenol delta-isomerase activity. Bases 71 to 703 code for a protein of 210 amino acids. The transcript is spliced from 4 exons. Lineage: Eukaryota; Metazoa; Chordata; Lepidosauria; Squamata; Eublepharidae.
CAAAGCAUCCCGCAUAAGCGGCGCCGCCGACUAGUCCCCGAAGGACCCUGACUGCGACCCGAGGACGGCGAUGGCGAGCACCGGGCAGCCGCCCUCGCCGCUGAGCUGGAGGUCGGCGGCCUCCCUAGCGGCAUGCGCGGCCCAGUUCGGCCUGGGCUGGGCGCUCGGCCGGUGGCUGGGCCGGCGCCACGGGAGCUCGCGGCUGGACGGCUGGGCGCUGAGCUGGCUGUGCUACGACGCCCUGGUCCACGCCACCGUGGAAGGCUCCUUUGUUUACAUGGCUCUGAUGGGAACGGUUGCAGAAUUCGAUAACAUAAUUGCGUCUCUGUGGAAGGAAUAUAGCAUAGCAGAUGCAAGAUGGCUACACUUUGAUUCCACUAUUGUCUCAAUGGAGAUCCAGUCUGUUUUUUUGGAUGGCCUUUUGGCAUUGAUCCUCAUUUACGCUAUUCUCAAACAGAAGCAUUACAGGCACUUCAUUCAGAUAACAUUGUGUGUUACUGAAAUAUAUGGCGGAUGGAUGACCUUUGGUCCAGAGUGGCUCAUUGGAAGCCCCAGUCUCAACACUAGUCACUGGCUUUAUGUUUGGGUGUAUCUGACAUUUUUCAAUGGUAUAUGGAUAGUUAUUCCUGGACUUCUGCUAGUGCAGUCCUGGGUAGAGUUGAAGAAGAUGCAUCAUGAGAGAUCAGACAGGAAAAAACAUUAAUGAGCAAGGCAUUGGGACAGUAGUUGUGGUGUCUUCAGUUGCAAUCCUUCCGACACAAGGAAUAGUGAAAAAUCAGGGUUUCUUCCCUUCCCAGUCAGGGCGUCCACAUGCCACUACGUGGUGCACAACUGUGAGUCCAGGAUGUUUACUUACUUGCAGCCUGAGCACUCCGGGAGUACAAAGCUUGCCUUCCAGUGUCUACCCCAGGCCCUUAAAUCACAAACAGCUCCCACCAGAAACAGCAGUAAAUUGGUACCUGCUAGAUAACGAUCUAGGCUGCUAGAUAACAAUCUGUGUUUCUGAUUAAGGGACCUUUGACUCUGGAAAGCAUAUACUGGAAAUCUUGUUCGUCUUUAAGGUGCUACAGGACUCAACUCUUGCUCUUCAACUGCAGACUAAUACAACUAUCUACCUGAAACUAUGUCUUUCUGUAACAACUGAGGGUUAAACUACAAGAGCAAGAUGUCACGGGUCCAUCCCACGGCGGUCGACGUCAUUUUAAAAACCUUUGUAGUUCUUUAAAAAUUGCUGCGGGCCCACAUCUGAAUUAGGAUUGUGGCAACACCAUGAGCUCUUGUCCCCAUGAGCUUUUUCAGGUCCUGAAACAGCAACGGGUGGUGCUUUUUUGGCACAUGAAAGGCAUUGGGGGGGGGGGGCAACAAGAGCUCCUAGAGCUGCUACGCCUGCGAUUGGAUUGAUGCCCUGCAGCAAUUUUUAAAGAAACAGAAGAGAUUUUAAAGUGGUGCCUGCAGUCAUUUUUGCACACAUACACAAAGUUGCCUUUAGCCCCGUAAAAAAGAACCUAUCAUGCUAAUGUUAGAUUUGGAGGUAUAUAAUUUAUGUUAGGGGAAAUUACAUGGAAUGAAUGAUGCUGCUCCAGUUAAAUUUAAUGACCUUUACAGCUGCAUUAAAUUCAAAAACCUCAGUAAUUCCAAUCAUAGAUUUCCUGUUUGUUGCCAUUUAGUUAACACGGCAAAAGAAUGUUAAGCCCAUCAUCCACAGGGGACAAUAAACAAGUUACAUCCUCCUGGACUUUGAAAAUACGAGGUUAAACCCCAAGCGCGCCUUUAAUGAACCCCAGAGAUCCUAUGCCAGAACCUGUUCUUUCCUUCUUUCUCCAAAACCUUGCAUAGGUCUUCUCUUUAGCUUCUUCUCUAUGGCUUCUUCAGUCUCCUGUCACUUAAACAUCCUGUUAUUCCCCCUCCCCUGCCAUUUCUUAAUUCAUAUCAUGUUUGAGCCAAGUAGCUGCUGCUCAGAGUGUCUUCACACAUAUUUCUAAGGUAUAACUCCUAAAAUACUUUUGUGUCUAAAAACAUAUGUGCCUUUAACUAAGAUUGUUAAGAUUAUAUUGAUCAGGGUUUUAGACUUGGACGUGGCUCCUUGUUACACACAUACAAAGAAGAAGGGCCCUGUCUGCAACAUCUAAAGCAAGAACUCACAGCGGGGAUCUUUCCAUUGUAGUAUGCUGGAAAAAAACCCUGGAAGGGUGAAAAAGCAAAAGGGUUCACUUGCACUGCAACUUACUUUUGCCUGCUUAGUGUAUGGUUCAGCAGCUCUCCGGCUGAUGUCUUAUUGCCUACUGCUAGAUCCUUCUAACUGGAAAUGCUGGGGGGGGGGGGUGUGUGAACCUGAGUCCUUCUACAUACCAAGCAGAUACUCGACUGUUAAUCAGGCCCGGGCCUUUUAAUACCAAACUGGCCUCUGAUUCCUUUUCAUAAUCAAGCUCUGAUUAAAUGCCAUUUGCUCAACUUGA